This is a messenger RNA of Suillus subaureus, 347 nucleotides long. RefSeq lists its product as uncharacterized. The record is from RefSeq and is a predicted model, not a curated record. Lineage: Eukaryota; Fungi; Basidiomycota; Agaricomycetes; Boletales; Suillaceae. The annotation marks the transcript as partial. The transcript has 2 exons.
AUGCCGCAGCCAAGGAUACCCCCUCCAGCAAACGCGACAUUUACGGCAAAUUAUCCACCCCCACAGAGCGCAUUCGCUGGCCAGGGGUGGAAUGCGCCACCUCCACAAAACACAUUCGCUGGCCAGGGGUGGGGUGCACCACCUCCACAAAACGCAUUCGCUGGUCAGGGGUGGGGUGCACCACCUCCACAAAACGCAUUCGCUGGUCAGGGGUGGGGUGCACCACGUCCACAAAAACGCAUUCGCUGGCCAGGAGUGGGGCAGCAGCCCAAGAAGAACAGGCAAGGUGGGCCCGAUACUGGCAAGCUCAGGUUGCGCCAGCUCCGCUAUCUGUGCCAAGUCCUUAU